AUGGAUACAGCUGGCCACUCUUCCGGGUCUCUUCACAGAGACCCCGAUAUAUACUUGAAGAAAAUUGACCAUGAUCUCGAAGGCCAGGGGUGUAGAACCCCCGCUGUGGACGAGACAAACUCUUUGAACAGUGGUACUGUUGGCCUAGCGAUCGAAACCGAAUCGCACAACACCAUCAAAUAUCGAACCUGCAGCUGGCAAAAGACCGCUGCAUUGCUUUUUUCGGAGUAUAUCUGCCUUGCUAUCAUGUCGUUUCCCUGGUCAUUCUCCGUUCUUGGUCUCAUUCCAGGCGUCAUCUUAACAGUGACGGUGGCAAUGAUUGCCUUCUAUACAUCCCUUACUAUUUGGCGAUUCUGCUUGCGACAUCCCGAGGUCCGCGAUGUUUGUGACAUUGGGCAGUACCUAUUUUGGAACUCCAAAAUAGCGUGGUAUUUGACCGCGGCGAUGUUCUUGUUGAACAACACCUUUAUCCAGUCUUUGCAUUGCUUGAUCGGUUCCCAAUACCUAAACACGAUGUCUCACCACGCGAUUUGCACCGUUGCAUUCUCCGCUAUUGUGGCGGCGGUUUCCCUUUUAUUUUCGUUGCCACGGACUUUCAGCGGGCUGUCCAAACUAGCAACCUUUUCAGCCCUCGCUACCUUCAUCUCUGUGAUACUUGCGACUAUCUUCGCUGGUAUUGAAGAGCAUCCGUAUGAAUGGGAUGCAGAAAAAGGGAGCCCUAUUUUUCUUUUAAUCCCCUCACCUGAUACCACAUUUGUACAGGGACUCAAUGCUUUUCUCAACAUCAGCUUUACAUUUAUCGGCCAGAUUACUGUUCCCAGCUUCAUUGCGGAAAUGAAGGAGCCAAAGGAAUUCUGGAAAUCUCUUACCGCUGUGACUAUAGCUGAAGUCGUCGUCUUUACGAUUAUUGGUGCUAUUAUCUAUCUCUAUACUGGGAACCAGUAUAUGACUGCACCUGCCUUUGGUUCAAUUGGUAAUGAGCUUUAUAUGAAAGUUUCUUUCUCUUUUAUGGUACCGACAAUUAUCUUCUUGGGGGUCCUUUAUGCUUCAGUCUCGGCCCGCUUUAUUUUCUUCCGCCUCUUCGAAGGCACCCGACACAAGAGCAAUCAUACGGUUGCGGGUUGGGCUGUUUGGAGUGGGAUUUUACUUGGUUUAUGGAUCUUGGCCUGGAUCAUCGCGGAGGUCAUUCCUUUUUUUACUGGUCUACUGUCAAUCAUAGGCGCGGUUUUUGGUUCAUUCUUCGGCUUUAUAUUUUGGGGAGUCGCCCAUAUUCGCAUGAGCCACUCCGAUUACGGGCCAAACUUCUACAAGAAACGGGGCCUACGUGGCUGGGUAGAGUUCAUUCUGAACGUUAGCGUGAUUUUGAUUGGCCUUCUCUUUUUAGGCCCCGGAACAUACGCUUCCGUUGAAUCCGUUAUUUCGAGUUACAAGGAAGAUAGUAUUGUUUCUGCCUUCACUUGUGCAGAUAAUGGACUCAGAUCCUGA
Messenger RNA from Penicillium antarcticum, 1485 nucleotides. RefSeq lists its product as uncharacterized. The transcript is spliced from 5 exons. Gene Ontology annotation, molecular function: amino acid transmembrane transporter activity. The coding region runs from base 1 to 1485 and encodes 494 amino acids. NCBI's taxonomy places the organism in Eukaryota, Fungi, Ascomycota, Eurotiomycetes, Eurotiales, Aspergillaceae. Gene Ontology annotation, cellular component: vacuolar membrane. Gene Ontology annotation, biological process: amino acid transmembrane transport. The record is from RefSeq and is a predicted model, not a curated record.